Molecule: messenger RNA, 474 nt
Organism: Entamoeba histolytica HM-1:IMSS
Lineage: Eukaryota; Evosea; Mastigamoebida; Endamoebidae
Exons: 1
Coding region: 1-474 (157 amino acids)
Source: RefSeq, a predicted model, not a curated record
AUGAUGAAACCUUUACGUUCAAGAUGUUUAGAUAUUAGAAUAGAGCUUCCAACCUAUGAUGAAGUAGAUAGAUUAAUAACGAACAUAUGUCAACAAGAACAUACUCAUAUAACCCAAAAAGAUAAAGAAAUGAUAUUAAAUUCCAAUAACGGUAAUUUAAGAACAACAUUAAUCACUCUCUUUGUAUAUAUUCAAACUAAACACUUAUUUAAACCAACUUGGAAAAUAUCUUGUGAACUUAUUGUCAAAACAAUCGUUGUUACUCCAAAUGUUGAAGUCAUUCCAAAAUUAAUUCGUCCUAAAUUAUGUGAGUUUAUUGAGAAUGGUCUUUCACCAUCAUUAAUAUUAAAAGAAAUUUUUACUUUAUGUAUGAAUUCAAACAUUGACCAAUUGUAUAAACUUGGUGUUGUUGAAAUAAUUCAUAAAUUUGUUUGUUAUUCUUUUUCUCUUAUUAUUCAACCAAUCAUCUUCUAA